AUGCCGUGUCUUAAACUGCCAAUGCUUCUUCCCCGGUGGAAUCAUCAUGAUGCUGACUCGGUGUCGGAGUAUAGUCCGUUGCUUCAACAUCAGCCACGUUCACAACCACAACCCCAACCCCAAGCACAGAAACAAGAAACACAAACCCUCAAAUCGAAAUACGGCACCUGCACAUCGAUCCUCCACUACGGCACGCACAGUUCCGUCCGUCUCUACUCCAAUACCAACAACAAUACCAACCCUAAGAAUAAGGAUAAACAAACCCUCCACGUCAUCAAAACCCUCCGCCCAAGCAGCAGCAGUAACACCAUCACCAGCACGCAACAAACCCUAAAAAACACCCUCGAAUGCCUCCUCUCCUCGACCCUCUCGCACCCCCACCUCCUCCGCACGAUCGAUAUUCUCCCCAACUCGCAACUGGAAACCUGUCUCGUGAGUGAAUAUUGUCCGCUCGGCGACUUAGGAGCAUAUAUCUCCUCCAUACCCUCCUCGUCUUCGCCCAGUAGAGGGGGGAAAGAAAGAAGAGGGAGGAAUCAAGGUCUAGAGAUACAAGAAGCGAAUAUCAUCUUCGCGCAACUCCUCAGCGCGAUUGCGUACUUGCAUUCAAUGGGGGUCGCGCAUGGGGGGGGAGGGAUCUGCAUCAAACUAACUGACCUCGGACACGCUACGGUUCUCGACAACCACCCGGUGUCUCCCCCUAGCCCAGGAACAUACACAUCGUGGAUGGAGAAGUGGGCGGAGAGGGAUGUGUAUUCCCUUUGUCUUGGGGUAUCGGUUGGUGUUGAGGGGCUGGAGCGGUUGUCUUCCGCAUCUACCUCUUCUCCCUCUUCGUUAUCUUCAUCAGGCCCAAGUUCCAGUCUACAUAUAAUCCCGAAGAGGGGGAAGAUGGGACCCUACGCGUCCCCUGAAACCAUCCCCUGCCCCACUACCAACACUCAAUAUCCAUAUUAUAAAGGUGGGUAUGACCCCCGAGCAUCAGACGUCUGGGCCGCGGGAAUCAUCUACCUGAUUAUGCGAAUGGGACGAAUUCUCUGGACCUGUGCGGAUGAGGAAGAUACCCGGUAUGAGGAGUAUUUAAUUGGGAGGCGGAGAUGUGAGGGGUUUCAGGGGGUGGAGGGGUUAGGAUCGAUGCAAUGUCGGAAUGUCAUCUACGCGAUGCUGGAUCCUGAUCCGCGGAGGAGGAUCCGGGCGAGCGAGGUGGUGAGGUCGGAGUGGUUGUUUGGGUAUUAUUCUUAA
Messenger RNA from Aspergillus ibericus CBS 121593, 1236 nucleotides. RefSeq names its product kinase-like protein. The transcript is spliced from 3 exons. Gene Ontology annotation, biological process: intracellular monoatomic cation homeostasis; intracellular signal transduction; protein phosphorylation. Gene Ontology annotation, molecular function: ATP binding; protein serine/threonine kinase activity. The coding region runs from base 1 to 1236 and encodes 411 amino acids. The record is from RefSeq and is a predicted model, not a curated record. Lineage: Eukaryota; Fungi; Ascomycota; Eurotiomycetes; Eurotiales; Aspergillaceae.